This is a messenger RNA of Penicillium maclennaniae, 1968 nucleotides long. RefSeq lists its product as uncharacterized. Lineage: Eukaryota; Fungi; Ascomycota; Eurotiomycetes; Eurotiales; Aspergillaceae. The record is from RefSeq and is a predicted model, not a curated record. Bases 1 to 1968 code for a protein of 655 amino acids. The transcript has 3 exons.
AUGGAUGGACCACCGCCUCCACCGCCGCCGCAUGGCGAAAACCCUCAUACAACCGACGGCGAAUAUCGCAAAUCCUCGGACCUACCACAGGGUAACUACGAUAUCUUCAUCGUGCCUCCGCAUUCCGCCGGCGGAGGCUUCCUUUACCUGCCCUCAUUGCAAUGCAAUCGAAACAGUUUCCUCGCGGGCGUCGCAAGCACACUUCUCGUUGGCCUGGUUUGGACUAUAAUUUCGCCGGUCAUCAGGACAUGGUAUAUUGCUGCCGUUUCCAAUGGCAAUAGCAUGGGUAUUGUUGUGGUAGCACUUGGAGUAGGUGUGGCUGGUUGGGCCUUUGGACUGUCGCAAUCGAACGGCUUCAAGGGUAAUAAUGGUAGUAACGGCAAUACGGGUGGGGGAAGAGGAUUCGGCGGAGGGCCCGGCCUGGAGCUGGCGGUUCAAAUGCCCAUGGCCAAUCUUCCGGCGCCCAUUAUGGUGGCGGACCAGGACAACAACAAUACGGAGGCGCUGGUGUAUGCCGGCGACCAACACGGCGCCGAGUCUCCUCGCUCUGAGCCUCCACCAAAGCAGGACUCGAAUAAUCAUGGACCGGAUGGGGCCGAAUGGGAGAAGGCGCGAGAAGAAACAAAGCGCAAGGAGGAGUUGCGUCGAAAGAUGGAAGAAUUCAAACGCAAGCGUGAGGCAGAAGCCAAAGAGAAGGAGAGGAAGCGCGAACGGGAAGCAAUGGAGAAAGAACUGAAGGAGCGCCGCGAGCAGCUCGAGAGAGAGAUGGCUGCUGCAAGGGAGAAAGCGGAGAGAGAAGCCCGUGAAAAGGCUCAGAAGGAAGCGGCCGAAGCUCGUGCAAAGGCCGAGAAAGAGGCUGCAGAGGCUCGAGAAAAAGCCGAAAAAGAAGCCGCUGAAAGGCUCGCCAAAGAAAUCAAGGCUGCCACCGAAGCUAAGGCAGAGGCCCAGAGGCUCGCAGCCGAGGCGAAGGACAAAGCAGCCAAGGAAGCUGCUGAGAAGGAGGCUGCAGCAAAGGCACAGGCUCAGAAAGACGCCAUGGCCAAAUUCGCCGCUCUCAAAGAAGCUGCUGCGAAAAGAUAUGCAGAGAAGAAGGCUGCAGACGCCAAGAAAGAGAAGGAGUCUAGCAUUAAACCGCCUGCCAGUACAACAAGCGCACCUCGGACACCUUCACCCAAGAAACCACCGCCCUUUCCGAUAGCUAGGUCGGCUGUCGAGGAAGAUGAUGCAUAUUCCUUUUCGGCCCUACGACCGCCCACGUCGGCCUCCACGGCUCGCACUACGCCUCCCCCCUCACAUCGCGGUGGCUAUUCCACCAAGGAUCCAGACAAGAUUGUGAUCCAGGGUGUGUACCAAUUCACGAAUGCUUUCAACAAGACCCCAGUCGCGCAGCUUGUCUCCGGUCAAGGAAUGGUGACUGAUGGACUCGUGCUACGCAUCACCACGGAAGGUCUCUUUAUCGAUGACGACCUCCGAGGCGUCGGACAGCGCGAAUGGGACGUCAAAGCCUGGACCCUCAAGCUAGCUGAGGUAUGGUGUCCCCAAAUGGGCAAAGUCCCAUCCUCAAAGCAGGGCUCCGGCAAUCCGUUCUCCUUCCGCCGAGGCAACUCCGCGCACUCAGUACCCACUACCGAGGAAUCCGAUGCCUUCCAGGCGGCCUUCCUCAAAGUGUGUAAGAACACCUGCCGUCUGGCGUCCCCGGCGGCAUCUUUUGCCCGUAGCGCUGCGGCGAGUGGUGUCAGCGGCAGUGGUCCUUCCCAGGCAGAGUUCCGUGGCCUUCACAUCCUCCGCGCCAGCAUCCGUGACCAGGAGGGUAAACGAUAUGUUUUUGUCGUGCAGGACACAGAAGCCUGGAAAGUCGCUCUUGGACUACAACGUCUCCGCGCUGGUGCUUUGGUCCGUGCCCUCGGUGUUGCGCCCAUGCCAGCCCCAGAAUGCAAGACCAUUCUGGGUGGGCUUGGCUAUAUUUGA